UUUAAAGCUCUCUCUGUCGCCUCUAAUGUGAUCCUCUCGUUUUAUUGACUCUCUCUGCCGUCUGUGGCGCCCCUUCCCAUCAAUCUCCUCUCUAAUCACACCACUGCCACUGCCUGCUCUGUCUCCCCUAACCCCUCUCCUCCGCAAAGGCCCCCAGCCCUCACCUCUACCUAGGUCUUUCCUUUUGACUGUUCCCCCCCACCUCCACUCCAGACCACAUCCACCCUCUUCUUCCUUCCCUCCUCCAGAAGCAGGAAUGACAGGGCCUUUGAGGGGUCGCCUUGUCCCUUUACCCACAUUUGAGAUGUGUUCCAAGGGUGAUGCCCUUAAGGAAAGCAGGGAACUAAAGGGAAGAAUGAAUGGCUAUGGGCCUGAGGAUGAACAAGAAUCUUGAGCUGGGGAGGCACGUGGGGGAUGAUUUUUAGGCCUGUUGUAUGUUUCCGCAAGGUCUCUAGUUCAAGGUGGGAAGGGCAAAGAAAGGGACCUAGAGAUUCUGGGAGGGAAGGAAGUUAAGAUAGAGGAGGGACAUAGAAGAAGGAAAAAAGUGAAAAACUAAUUGCUGCAGCUAAAGGUUUGUAAUAAAUAGUGGGUGAUGGGAGAAGCACCGAGAAGAAAGGGGGAGGAGGAAUUGGUGGCAGUGGAUGGGGGGGGGGUGGAAAUGCACUGAGGCAGAGAUAAAUUUGCAAUUGAAAUUCUUUCCUGAAGAGGAGGAGUGUUAGGUUGGGUGGUGGGGAAGAGAUUUGCAAUUUUAAACAGCUGCUGACCUACCCUGGCCAAGCUGAGUCUCACCCACAAGCUAGCCAAAAUCGAAGCUCCUUUGGUUUCUAGCUAGGAAUCAGCCGUGUCUCUUUUUCCAGUCCUGGGAAGCAGAUGCUUUGGAGAGAGAAUCUGGGAGUUACUGCAAGAUGUGGGGCUUAGGUCUGCCUAGCCCUCCUCUGAACCGUGAUCUAGAGUUGCAAGUCAGGAGCCAGGAAGGAGCUGGCUGAAGUAGGCAGGUGGGCUCUACUGCUUAGACCAGCUAGGAGAGAGCAUCUGCCAGUGUUGAGCCCUCAGCCAGGGACCAGGAUAGGCCUCUCUUGCCCGGAUUCAUUCCUUCCCACCAGGUGGGGUAAAGGGUGGUGGGGCUCCCCCUGUGGGAAUGACAGUGAAACGUCAGACCCACACAAACCAGCACGCUUACCUCCUCUCCCUCACCAAGGAUUCUGUUGGAAGAAUACCUUUCUCCCACAAUAUUAGGGCUUCUGCUUUCUGAUUAUCUAGGAACCGACUGCCCCUUGGUCCAAUUCCUUCACUUCCCCUUUGGUUCUCUAACUCCCCCCCACCUCUCCAUCACCUUCACCCCUUUUCCAGGUGCUGAUUUGCAUUUUCAUUAGCAUGCUAAUCCAGCCCCAAUCCGAGCUCCUUAAUGGCUCUGACUUCACGCCUGGCUAGACUCCCUGGAGGAGGAGGGAAGCGGGAAUGGGGCCUACAGGCUGUGUGGGGCCAGACUAAGGACCCAUUUCAGACCUAGGAAUCUGGGGGUGAGGGUUAGAGGUGGCCCAAGGAAAGAGAGACCACACCCCUCACCCUUCCCCAAAGCACUCUGGCCUGAGCAUUAGAAGUUUAAUCAUUAGAGAUCUGCUGAUAUGGGCAGCUGGAGAGUAUGUAGAUGGGCCACUUGGGACCCUGGGAGGAGUAUGGAAUGGGGAGGCAUGGGAAUGUGGUGAGUUAGAGGGUAAGAUCCCAGUAAACAAAAGGAUGACAGCCUUGCUGCUUCUAGUGAGCUGGAGGUUGCCUGGGAGUCCUGAUUUCUAAACCUUUGGAGGUUUGUGUGGCCUUUAUUGUGUCCAGCUGGACGGAGGAGUCUAGGCCACAGCUUUGCUGUUUACUUGGUGUUUGGCUGGUCCUUCUCUAGUUUCCCCUCUUUGGAGCAGUGUCACCAUCAGUAGCUUACUUAACUUGUUCUUAGCUGCUUAUCUAUAAAAUAAGGUUGCUGUGAGAUUAAAUGAGAUGAUUGAUGUAAAGCAUUUAGCAUAGUGCCAGGACCAUGGUAGAUGUACCUUAAUAACUAUUAGUAAUAUUAUUACUAUUAUUUUUUUUUAAAUCUCUUUGGGGAGAAGGAGGCAACAUAUAAGCUAUUGUCUUUCAACUGGCCAGGGAAGCUCCCAUCUAUUCCAUAUGCUUGUGACCACAGAUGGAUCUGGAAGGCAUCUGAGAGCAGCAUGGCACCUCAUGCCAUGGGAAAUCAGUUAUGGCCUAUCUCUGGCAAGAAGACCUUAACUAGGGAAUUUACCUCUUCAGGUCACAGAAAAUCUGAGGGUCUCUCCCAGUGUUCUGUUAUUCAAAGACAUCUAUUAACUGUGAGUCAGGCAAGUUCUAUGUGCUAACGGCAGAGCAAUCAAGCAGACCUGAGCCCUCAUUCUGGCUGCUGGUGGAGGGAAAACAGAUUGUAGGGGGCAGCAGUGGAAGAUGGGAGGCCAACAUGGAGUCCAUUGUAUUAAUUCCGGAAAGAGAUGAUAAUGGCUUGGGCCACACUGGUGCCAGUGAAGAAGAAAAGUGGAGGGAUUUGACACGUUUUAGAGGUUGCUGCCAAACUGGAUAAGGGAAGGACAAGAGAAAACUUUUAGGUUUUCAGCCUAAGCAACUGGAUAAAUGGUACCAAUGUUUGAGGUAGGAAAGAUAGAAAGGAGCAGGUCCAGAGGACAAAUAAAGAGUUCUGGUUUGGGACAUGUUAAGUUUUGAAGCCUAUUAGACACUAAGUGAAGCUUCUGGUUGGCAAACGGGGUACUGGCCGUCACGCUGAAAUGAACCCCCAGCACUCCUCCGUCUACCAUGGCCACCCUUAACUUAGCCUCCACCGCUGGCAACACCCCCUCCCCUGGGCACAAUGCCCCGUCCCCGGCUCCGGACACCUCCUCCUCCAGCACCCCCUCUGAUCUUGUCACCAAAGAUCCCCCUGCUGCCCCCUCCCCCUCUGAGAGCAUGAGGCCCUCAGAGCCAGGGGGACAGCCCCUGGAGUCAGGCUGUGGCCUUGUCCCACCAAAGGAGAUUGAGGAGCCCCAAGAAGGGCCUGGUUGUGGUCACUUCCCACCAAAGGACCUGGGGGUAGAGAAGGACAAGGAGCAGGAGGAGGAAGGACUCCCUCCCGUGGACCUAAGCAACCACCUAUUCACAGCUGGCAGUGAGGCCUACCUAGUGGCCAAGCUGCCUCUGCCAGGCGGCAGUGAACUGCUACCAAAGGGCUCCCCCUGGGGCGAGGCAGGCAUCAAGGAAGAGCCCAGCCUGUCCCUCCUUGCCCACCCACCCCUCACACACCUCACUGCCCUUCAUAUCCAACAUGGCUUUGAUCUAAUCCAAGGCUUUAGCUCUUCUGACCAAAUUCUGUCCCACGAUACCUCAGCGCCAUCUCCGGCUGCCUGUGAGGGAAGGGAUGGCGCCUUCUGGAGCUACCAGCUGGCUGCAAACCCACCCGGAGAUCCCAAAGAUGGCCCCAUGGGGAACAGUGGGGGAGACCACAUGGCACUCUUCUGGCUCUGCCUUCUGUGCCGCCUGGGUUUUAGCAGGCCCCAGGCCUUUAUGGGUCAUACACAGUCUCAUGGGGUGAAACUAACCCCUGCCCAACACCAGGGCCUGCCAGGCAGCCCAGCCGUGCUCCAGGAAGGGGAUGAGGGCUGCAUGGCCCUCAUAAGCUUUCUGGAACCAAAACACCCUGCUCACCCCCCUUUUGAAAUACCCUUUGACAACGGCAGCACACUGAACACAGAGGCGAAUGUAGCCCAGACGGAGGAUGGUCCCCCUGAGGCAGAAGUCCACACCCUUGUCCUUCCCACUGAAGAAGUCAUGGCCCUCAACCCAUUCUCCCCACCCACAACCCCAGCCACCUGGGACCCCAGCCCAACCCAAGCCAAAGAAUCGCCAGUAGCAGCAGGCGAGGCAGGGCCAGAUUGGUUCCCUGAAGGGCAAGAAGAGGAUGGAGGGCUCUGCCCCCCACUCAACCAAAGCUCACCCACCUCCAAGGAAGGGGGCAGUCUCCCCACCCCAGUGGGCUCCCCUGAAGACCCCAAUGACCCACCCCAGCCCUACCGCCUGGCUGACGACUACACCCCAGCCCCUGCAGCCUUCCAGGGGCUCAGCCUGUCCAGUCACAUGUCCCUGCUACAUUCUCGUAACUCCUGCAAGACACUCAAGUGUCCCAAGUGCAACUGGCACUACAAGUACCAGCAGACCCUGGAUGUGCACAUGCGAGAGAAACACCCUGAGAGCAACAGUCACUGCAGCUACUGCAGUGCUGGGGGGGCCCACCCCCGCCUCGCUCGUGGAGAGAGCUACAACUGUGGCUACAAGCCCUACCGCUGCGACGUCUGCAACUACUCCACCACCACCAAGGGAAACCUCAGCAUCCACAUGCAGUCCGACAAGCACCUGGCUAACCUGCAAGGCUUCCAGGCAGGCCCCGGUGGGCAGGGAAGUCCCCCAGAGGCAUCACUCCCGCCCUCUGCGGGGGACAAAGAGCCCAAGACCAAAUCAUCCUGGCAGUGCAAGGUGUGCAGCUAUGAGACAAACAUCUCCCGAAACCUACGUAUCCAUAUGACCUCUGAGAAGCACAUGCAGAAUGUCCUAAUGCUGCACCAGGGGCUGCCACUGGGCCUGCCACCUGGGCUGGUGGGGCCAGGCCCUCCUCCACCACAAGGGACUGCCCCCACCAACCCCCCUGAACUCUUCCAGUACUUUGGUCCCCAGGCCCUAGGACAGCCUCAGACUCCCUUGUCUGGCCCCGGGCUGAGGCCAGACAAGCCUUUGGAAGCCCAGCUGCUUCUCAAUGGUUUUCACCACCUUGGAGCACCUGCCCGCAAAUUCCCCACACCUGAUGACAGCCCGUCCCUGAGGGUAUUCCGCUGCCUAGUGUGCCAGGCCUUCAGCACAGACAGCCUGGAGCUACUGCUGUACCACUGCAGUGUAGGCCGAAGCCUCCCUGAAGCUGAAUGGAAGGAGGUGGCUGGUGACACCCACCGCUGCAAGCUCUGCUGCUACGGCACCCAGCUCAAGGCCAACUUCCAACUCCACCUUAAGACUGAUAAACAUGCUCAGAAGUACCAGCUAGCAGCCCACCUGCGGGAGGGUGGUGGGGCCACGGGCACCCCCUCCCUGGUGCCCCUAGGAGAUGGGGCCCCUUAUGGGUCUGCCUCCCCACUGCACCUGCGCUGCAACAUCUGUGACUUUGAGUCCAACAGCAAGGAGAAGAUGCAGCUGCACGCCAGGGGAGCAGCCCAUGAAGAAAACAGCCAGAUCUAUAAGUUUCUGCUGGAAAUGGAGGGAGCAGAGGCAGGGGCAGAGCUGGGGCUGUACCACUGCCUGCUGUGUGCUUGGGAGACACCCUCCCGCUUGGCUGUGCUGCAACACCUACGCGCACCUGCCCACCGUGAUGCCCAGGCCCAGAGACGUCUGCAGCUGCUUCAGAAUGGCCCAGCAGCUGAGGAAGGACUCUCAGCUCUCCAGAACAUCCUGAGUUUCAGCCAUGGGCAGCUCCGGACUCCCGGGAAGGCUCCUGUCACCCCCUUAGCUGAGCCACCCAAUCCUGAGAAAGAAGUCCAGAACAAGACAGAACAGUUGGCUUCUGAAGAGGCAGAGAACAAGACCAGCCAUUCCAGAGACAGUGCCAACCAGACCAUGGUAUAUUGCUGUCCGUACUGCAGCUUCCUGAGCCCAGAAUCUGACCAGGUGAGAGCUCAUGCACUCUCCCAGCAUGCAGUGCAGCCCAAGUACAGGUGCCCACUGUGCCAGGAGCAGCUGGUGGGCCGGCCCGCCCUGCACUUCCACCUUAGCCACCUUCACAACGUGGUGCCCGAGUGCGUGGAGAAGCUGCUGCUUGUGGCCACAACUGUAGAGAUGACCUUUAUGACCAAAGUGCUGCCUGCACCCACACUUAGCCCUCUGGAGGAUGGCCCAGAAGCCCCUACUCCUGGACCAGAGCCUGUACCCAGCAGAGACCAUGCAUCAGAAUGCCCUAACCUGACUCCAGAAGACAGUCCAGAUCCUCUUCCUGAGCCUCCCCUGGCCUCAGCCGAGGCCCCAGACAAGCCCUCAGAAAGCCCUGGUCAACCCCCUUCUCCAGCCCCAUCUCCAGCCCCUCAGCCUGAUGCCCAAGCUGAAGAAGUGGCUCCUCCACCCACCAUGGCUGAGGAGGAAGAGGGGACUGCUGGGGAGCCCCGCUCUGCAGAGCCAGCUCCAGCUGACUCUCGCCACCCUCUGACCUAUCGGAAGACCACCAACUUUGCCCUGGACAAGUUUCUUGACCCUGCCCGGCCCUAUAAGUGCACUGUGUGUAAGGAGUCCUUCACCCAGAAGAAUAUCCUCUUGGUUCAUUAUAAUUCUGUCUCCCACCUUCAUAAGAUGAAGAAGGCUGCCAUUGACCCCUCUGCCCCUGCCCGAGGGGAGGCUGGUGCCCCGCCUACCACCACUGCUGCCACUGACAAGCCCUUUAAGUGCACAGUGUGCCGAGUCUCCUACAACCAGAGCUCCACCCUGGAGAUCCACAUGCGGUCAGUUCUACAUCAGACUCGCUCUCGGGGGGCCAAGACUGAUGCCAAGACUGAGGGGCCAGAGCGCAGCCAAGAAGAGCCCAAGGAAGGCGAGACUGAAGGGGAGGCAGGCACUGAGAAGAAGGGCCCCGACCCCAGUGGCUUUAUACCUGGAUUGCCCUUCCUGUCCCCUCCCCCCCCUCCCUUGGACCUGCACCGAUUCCCGGCCCCCCUCUUCACCCCACCAGUCCUGCCCCCCUUCCCUCUGGUGCCCGAAUCACUGCUUAAGCUCCAGCAGCAGCAGCUGCUCCUGCCCUUCUACCUCCAUGACCUCAAGGUGGGGCCCAAGCUGGCGCUGGCUGGGCCUGCGCCUAUGUUGUCCCUGCCAGCUGCCACUCCUCCUCCCCCACCCCCACCCCCCAAGGCUGAGCUGGCUGAGCGGGAGUGGGAACAGCCCCCCAUGGCCAAAGAGGGGAAUGAGGCAGGGCCCUCCUCACCCCCCCACCCAACACCCAACGAGGCUGCCCGCACUGCAGCCAAAGCCCUUCUAGAAAACUUUGGCUUUGAGCUGGUGAUCCAGUACAAUGAAGGGAAGCAGGCUGUGCCCCCUCCCCCAACUCCACCCCCACCCGAGACCCUGGGAGGUGGGGACAAGCUGGCCUGUGGAGCCUGUGGGAAACUCUUCUCCAAUAUGCUUAUCCUCAAGACACACGAGGAGCACGUCCACCGCCGCUUUCUGCCCUUUGAGGCCCUGAGCCGUUAUGCUGCUCAGUUUCGUAAAAGCUAUGAUAGCCUGUACCCACCCCCUGCAGAGCCCCCCAAACCUCCCGAUGGGUCUGUGGAUUCUUCUGCUCCCCAACUGGGUCCACCCUUCCUGGUCCCAGAGCCUGAGGCAGGGGGGACCCAUGCUCCUGAAGAGCGAAGCCGGCCAGGAGGACGCUGGCCAGCAGAGGAGGAAGAAGGUGCCAGAGGGAAUCUUCCUCCCCUAGUGCCUGCAGGCCGACGGUUCUCCAGAACCAAGUUCACAGAGUUCCAGACCCAAGCCCUGCAGUCUUUCUUUGAGACCAGUGCGUACCCUAAGGACGGAGAGGUGGAGCGGCUUGCAAGUCUCUUGGGUCUGGCUAGCCGUGUGGUCGUAGUGUGGUUCCAGAAUGCCCGCCAGAAAGCGCGCAAAAAUGCCUGUGAGGGUGGCCCUGUGCCAAUAGGAGGCAAUACUGGGGGAGCCUCAGGCUGCAGGCGUUGCCAUGCUACUUUCUCCUGUGUUUUUGAGUUGGUGCGGCACCUCAAGAAGUGCUAUGAUGACCAGACCCCUGAAGAGGAGGAGGAAGAGGCAGAGAGAGGGGAAGAGGAGGAAGAGGUAGAGGAAGAAGUAGAGGAGGAACAGGGCCUUGAACCCCCAGCAGGGCCUGAGGGUCCAUCACCAGAACCUACAGAUGGGGAGGAGCUAAGCCAAGCAGAGGCAACGAAGCCAGGAGGCAAAGACCCUGAAGAGAAGCCGCCUUCCUCACCUCCUCCAGCCCACACCUGUGACCAGUGUGCCAUCUCUUUCCCCAGCCAGGACCUCCUGACCAAUCACCGCCGAUUACAUUUCCUGCCAUCUGUGCAGCCCAGCGCUCCCCCCCAACUCCUAGAUCUACCCUUGCUGGUGUUUGGGGAGCGAAAUCCCCUGAUAGCAGGCACCCUACCAGUGCCAGGGCCACCUCUCAAACGGAAACAUGAGGAUGGCAGCUUGUCCCCCACAGGCAGUGAAGCAGGGGGAGGUGGAGAGGGCGAGCCCCCCAGGGACAAGCGCCUGCGCACCACCAUCCUGCCCGAGCAGCUAGAGAUCCUAUACCGUUGGUACAUGCAGGACUCCAACCCGACUCGCAAGAUGCUCGACUGCAUCUCCGAGGAGGUGGGGCUCAAAAAGCGAGUGGUACAGGUCUGGUUCCAGAACACCAGGGCCCGGGAGAGGAAAGGCCAGUUUCGAAGCACUCCGGGGGGAGUGUCCAGUCCGGCAGUCAAACCCCCCAUCACACCCACCCCUGCAGCCUUCCCCAAGUUCAACCUCUUAUUGGGCAAGGUAGAUGAUGGGAUGGGGAGGGAGGCCCUAAAGAGGGAAGCACCUGCCUUUCCCUAUCCCACAGUUACUCCUGCUGCUGGGCCCCUGCCUUUCCUACCACCUGGGAAAGAGGGCACCACCCCAAUACCAGAGCCACCUCUACCUCUCCCACCUCCCCCUCCACCCAGUGAGGAUGAGGGCCCAGAGGAACCCUCUAAAGCGUCUCCAGAGAGUGAGGCUUGCAGUCCGUCUGCAGGAGAUCUGAGUGAUUCAUCUGCUUCCAGCUUAGCUGAACCAGAGUCCCCUGGGGCUGGAGGGACCAGUGGGGGACCAGGAGGUGGGACUGGGGUUCCAGAUGGAAUGGGGCAACGGCGCUACAGGACCCAGAUGAGCAGCCUGCAGCUGAAGAUCAUGAAAGCCUGCUAUGAAGCCUACCGCACCCCCACCAUGCAGGAGUGUGAGGUGCUGGGGGAGGAGAUUGGGUUGCCCAAGAGGGUCAUCCAGGUCUGGUUCCAGAAUGCUCGUGCCAAGGAAAAGAAGGCCAAACUGCAGGGGGCAGCUGUUGGGGGCACCGGGGGCAGCAGUGAGGGCCCCUUGGCGGCCCAGCGCACUGACUGCCCCUACUGUGAUGUCAAGUAUGAUUUCUAUGUCUCCUGCCGAGGCCAUCUCUUUUCCCGUCAGCACCUGGCCAAGCUCAAGGAAGCGGUCCGGGCCCAGCUGAAAAGUGAAAGCAAGUGCUACGACUUGGCUCCGGCACCCGAGGCACCCCCAGCUCCCAAGGCCCCACCUGCCACCACACCUGCCUCUGUGCCCCUCGGGUCUGCCCCAGCCCUGCCUCGCCUGGCCCCAGUCCUCUUGUCUGGUCCAGCUCUGGCCCAGCCCCCACUGGGCAGCUUAGCUCCUUUCAAUUCAGGUGAGUGGGAGGAUGGAAGAGUUGUACUUCAGAGAAUGUCUCCUUCUAAUGAUAUUCCCUUCCUUUUCCUUCUUGACUCUUCUUAUGUACAGUCUCCUAUGGCCUUCCUUUGCUUCAGGCUCUUGGGGGGAGGGAAGGAGCACAGCAGCUGGGUGGUCACCUACAGCAGGAAGGACAAUGGGGCAGGAGGUGCUAACCUUUUUUUACUCCUUUCAUCUUCCUUAGGCCCUGCAGCUUCCUCAGGCCUCCUUGGCCUCGCCACUUCGGUCCUGCCUACUACCACAGUGGUCCAGACUGCUGGCCCAGGCCGCCCCUUACCUCAGAGACCUGUGCCCGACCAAACCAACACCUCCACUGCAGGCACCACUGACCCUGUCCUGGGCACCCCUACUGAGCCCUCAGGAGACACGGUCUCUGGUGAGCGAAAGCCAGUUGCAGCCCCCACCAACUCCUCCAAUGAUGCCCUCAAGAACCUCAAAGCAUUGAAGGCCACUGUCCCAGCCCUGUUGGGGGGCCAGUUCCUGCCCUUCCCAUUGCCCCCUGCAGGGGGGACAGCACCGCCAGCUGUCUUUGGCCCCCAAUUACAGGGGGCCUACUUCCAACAGCUCUAUGGCAUGAAGAAGGGGCUCUUUCCCAUGAACCCCGUGAUACCUCAGACCCUCAUUGGGCUGCUCCCCAAUGCCCUCCUCCAGCCACCACCCCAGCCCCCCGAACCCACAGCCACAGCGCCUCCACAGCCCCCUGAACUGCCCGCUCCAGGGGAGGGGGAGGCUGGUGAGGCCGAUGAGCUGCUGACAGGCAGCACUGGCAUCUCCACCGUGGAUGUGACCCACCGCUACCUGUGCCGCCAGUGCAAGAUGGCAUUUGAUGGGGAGGCCCCGGCUACUGCCCACCAGAGAUCCUUUUGCUUCUUUGGGCGGGGCUCUGGGGGCUCCAUGCCCCCUCCGCUGCGGGUGCCCAUCUGCACCUACCACUGCCUGGCGUGUGAGGUGCUGCUGAGUGGGCGUGAAGCCCUGGCCUCCCACCUGCGCUCCUCGGCCCACAGGCGGAAGGCAGCCCCGCCCCCAGGGGGCCCACCCAUCACCGUCACCAACACUGCCACUGCUGCCACGGCUGCUGUGGCUUUUGCCAAAGAGGAAGCAAGAUUACCUCACACGGACACCAACCCAAAAACUACUACUACCUCUACACUUCUAGCUUUAUAAACAGAUAAACCAAGAUGGGGAGAGGGGAGGGCCUUAGGGCUCCCUCUUUUACCCCAAGGGGUAUUUGGUGGGAGCUCAAAUCCCUCACCCCAACCCUCGGCUCUGCCCACCUCAUGGGAAUCUUUCGGUUCCCACCCUCGGUGGGCUUCACACACCCCACCUCCAGCAGAGUCCUGCCUCCUCCCCACCCCCACAGACACACUCUGAUCUUCAUCCUCAGCCCCUUGCAGAUGUAGCCCUUGCCCCAUGUCUUCACAGACAUACACACCCAUCUUGGCAUCCUGAUUAUUCACACGUCUGC
Microcebus murinus (gray mouse lemur) is the source of this 10957-nucleotide messenger RNA. Lineage: Eukaryota; Metazoa; Chordata; Mammalia; Primates; Cheirogaleidae. The record is from RefSeq and is a predicted model, not a curated record.